Molecule: messenger RNA, 885 nt
Organism: Perkinsus marinus ATCC 50983
Lineage: Eukaryota; Perkinsozoa; Perkinsida; Perkinsidae
Exons: 7
Source: RefSeq, a predicted model, not a curated record
AUUCUAGGUUCGAAUACGUAUCAAUGUUUGAAGGUGUACAGUGCGUAACAGAAUUGAGUAAUGCAGUAGUAGUAGCUACAUUUCAUACCCCACAACAAGCUCAACAGUGUAUACUAGUAUCGCAAGAUAAUGCUGAUAUACAAGUUACUAGAGCAGCUACUGCAGCUGUUACACAAGGUCCCAAUGUUAGGAAGGUGAAUCCAGUAGUAAGAAGAAGAGAAACAGAGAGGUUGGGUAGUGGAGUGGUUGGGAAGAAGGAUAAGAGUAGUAAUACACCUGAAAGAAGGGGAGGAGAGGUAGAUACCCUAUCAUCAUCAUCACAUGCUGCUGCUCAUCAUGAAGAUAAUAGAUGUGUAUUCAAAGCGAACGGCUCAUCACGACUACUAUCACCAUCUACAACAACAAGAAGAAUAGCAUCACGAUCAUUGAAUACCACUACUACUACUACUACUAGUGGUAGGAUAUCCAAUAAUACUGGUACACAAUUAUAUAGUGCUUAUCAGAUCAUGGUUUCUAAUACUAUUAAGGAUGACCUUAUCAAUCGUGGGUUAUGGAAUAACGCCAAGUAUUGGAGUAAAUUCGGUGAGAUGUUAGAUAUAGGUCUCCCUGUAGAGGAUAGUUAUCAGAUGGCUAAGGAAUAUAUGGAUACACUCAAUAACAAGGAGAGCUCGAGACGUCACCAUGCUAAGAGAGUACCAGGGAAGGCUGAUGACAAGAAGAGCAACAUAGAGGAUGAAGAAGUUGGUGAAUGCCCAGUAUGUGGUAAAACUGGUAUACCUCUCAUCGACCUUCAACGUCAUGUUAAUGAUUGUUUACAAUGAGGAUUAUCCUAAUCAUCCAUACUCUAUUCCAAGUCUAUUAUAUUCAUAGAUAUUCACCUAGAGA